This is a messenger RNA of Falco peregrinus (peregrine falcon), 2374 nucleotides long. It is a transcript of the gene ARL9, whose product is annotated as ADP ribosylation factor like GTPase 9. Gene Ontology annotation, molecular function: GTPase activity; GTP binding. The coding region runs from base 1051 to 1371 and encodes 106 amino acids. The transcript is spliced from 3 exons. The record is from RefSeq and is a predicted model, not a curated record. Lineage: Eukaryota; Metazoa; Chordata; Aves; Falconiformes; Falconidae.
GCACCAUCGCCUAGUCCAGGGGUUAGCAGCCUAUGCUGUGAUCUUGUGGCACAAGGUGAUCAGCAAUCAGCAGGGUUUUUAUUUUGCUGGCUUAGACAAACGGGAAACUGUUCCAUCCUUGUACCAUCAUAUAGAUAAGUGGGUGGUACUUUGUCUCUGCAAGGAAUAGGAGCUCUUGGCUUCUGCUGAGUUCUUACUGGUUUGGGAAAGAGUUCCCUGUGAGGUUGCUGACCCCUGGGUUAUGCUAUGCAUGAAUGCACUUAACAAAGGGAAUGGUGGUGAGCCCCCACAACAUCACAGUACAGAAUCAGAGGCAUCUGUCCCAAGUGUGAUGUGUCAGUCACAGCCCUUUGUCUCCUUUCUGCAGUGGCAGGUUUGUAGUUCUGCCUGCAGAUACACUGGGGCUCUUGAAGAAGAGGUGGACAUGCCCUGCUUCCCCUGCUACAUUCUUGAAACUACUGAAUCAUUUUGACUUAAGCGAAAGCAAAAUGGCUUUGAAACAGAACAGAGUCACUGAGGGCAGUAAAAGAUGGCUGACCGGCCAGUCAGUUUUUUCAAGAGCUCCUGUGUAAGGCAGGAGACAGGUAUAGGCAAUCCCAGAUGUAUUGCUUUGAAAACUUGCUAUUUUUGGGAGGCUCACCCGUGUCUUUUGAGCACCUCGGUACUUUUGAGCAAGUGGUUCUGCGGUGUACUUAGGAGAAGACCUGGAGAGCUGAAAACACAUCGGAAAUAUUUAAUAUACUGUUAGCUAGUCCCGCUCCUAUUAAGCUCAGCAAACUCCCAAACUCUUUUUGUCCCCAGAUGGGAACAACAAUCUCGAGUAACUUUCUGUAUAUGGUUUCACCACAGAAUUGUUAUGAAGCCUGGUUUUGAGGGUGGAUGGUUUUCCUCUGUAUCCAGCAGAGAAGAACCGAGGUAGAAAUGUAUCCUGUGCAAAGACUUCUCCCAAGGAUUCCCUGAAGAGUCUGCUGGGGCUUGAUUUUUCUCUCUUCCUAAGCACCUCUGGUUAUUGACGUCGGGGGCAGUGAAUCUCUGCGUUCCUACUGGAAGAUGUACUUGCCAAGAGUGCUGUUGCUGAUCUAUGUGGUGGACUCGGCCGAUCAUGCCCGACUGCCUGUGGCGAAACAGCUGCUUCAUCAACUGAUCCAGAGCAACUCCACCCUGCCGGUGGUGGUUCUGGCUAACAAGCAGGACCUCGAAGGUGCAUAUUGCAUCACCGAUAUCCAUGAUGCUCUGGCACUGUCUGAUAUUGGGGACAAGAGAAAGAUGUUCUUGAUUGGUACCCACGUGGCUGAAGAUGGCUCCGAGAUCUCCUCUGGCAUGAAGGAUGCCAAGGAGCUGAUAGCGCAGCUCAUUUUGGAAACACAGUGACAACUCUUCUCCUACAAUGUGGUAUUUGCAGCUGAGGGAAACAAGGUGUUAGUGUUUGGUCACUUUGCCACAUGGUGACUGAAAUGUUCAGGUAUCUUUUCCUUGUGGGUGUGGAAUUCCUCUGAAAAUGAUGUCUAAUUGGUAAGAAAAUGUAAUUUAUAGUGGUUUGAAAAUACAUUUGAAAAGUAGUCUAUUUUUUAGCGUAUUUGUAGGGGUAAAUUAGUCUCUCAGACAGUAGAGUUAAGGGGAUAUAUAGCUUAGGUGGGCUGAGAUGUCUUCUUGCCAGGUGGGAAUCGAGCAUUGAUUUCAAAGGAACAAAGUCGUAUCCAGUGAAUUUAACCUGGGUUGAUGUCUCAGGCUAAAAUUCAAAUACAUUUACUUCACAGGUUUUACAGAACCCUGUUAACAGUGGUGUUGUGUUAAAAAGGAGACCUCGCUUCUUGACAGUGUCAGAAAUUUAAAGUGCUGUGACUAGUAAUUUUGACAGUGACAAUUUUUGUUGUUGCUGUACUGGAGCCAGCUUUUAAGGGAGUGGCAAACCAGUAAUCUGUGGAAAUUGGGUUGGUUACUGCUUCUUUAGUGGGUAAGAACAAGAAAAAUGAAAGCAAUAAGAUAUGAGGUGUUUCUUUGCCUACAGGGGAAAAACAAAACUGUAAUUUAAGGUAGUGACUGGAAGCGUUUAAGUUAAAUUGGCACCAAAGGUGGGAGACUCCCUCAUCAGGCUGAGCGGCUUAUUUCAGUUUAGUCCAGGUUGUCCUCGAGUGAUCAGCCUUACAUGUGAAAAACCUGUUGUUUUUUGAAAGUAAUUCCUGUUAGCGUAGCAGCUGAGGAAUGUGAGUGGCUGAUGUGUGUCACUCUCACGGUGUCCUCAUAAUUAUGCUCCAGGAAGCGUGAUCUGGGAGCAGAUCUGUCAAGGACCUGAUUUGCAGCUGUGUUUAUUGUAUGAGCGUUUUACGGUUUUGUCCUUUGGAACAGAUGCAUAAAGCAGAAAAUUUUGCCCUAA